UGUGUACGUGUUGUGUGUGUGUGUGUGUGAGAACGUGAGACAUGUUCUCUAGUAAGACGGGUGAGACACGACGGGACGACGGAUUCGAUCUCCAGUGCCGAAGCAACGAAUUGCAGAUUGCAGAAGUCAGUCACCCAGGUUACCCAAAUAGUUGUGAAGUGACGUUUUUUUUUAAAAUGGGAAUUCUAUGAGCACAAUCACAGCGUAUACUGGGGCUUCUUUAGUAACUUGCUAAGUGAGAAUCGUCCGCUGAGUGGGAAGGUCCGAUAAAUAAUCAAAAUGAUGCACCACAAACUUUGCUCUAAAUUAUGCAGACUGUGUGGCAAGGAAAAACAAAGAGGAACCGAUGUUUUCAAAGAUAAAGUUAAAGGAGCUGUGUUGUGCUCGAUUAUUAACAAAUACUUUUCGAAAGAGGUCAUCAAUAUAGGAAUUGGUGAUACUUUUACAAAGUAUGUAUGCAUGGAUUGCGAACAAAAAAUUUGUACGUUUGACGAAUUUUGUCUCAUGGUCGCAAAUGUUCAGAAACAAUUGGCUGCACCGUCGUUGGAAAUUGAUUUUGCUGAGGACAUGCUUUGCCACUUGAAAGAAAACGAAAUCUCAGACAGAAGUGUUGGAGGUCUGAAUUCGCGAUCAAAGAAGCAGCACACUUGUGAACUGUGCGCAAAACGUUUUAGAUGCCAAGCGCAUCUGGAACGUCAUAAACGCGUUCAUACGGGACAGCGUCCUUUUACUUGUAACAUUUGUACAAUGUCAUUCAACCAACAAGAAGUUUUGGACAAGCACAAAGGAAGUCACCAAGGAAGAAAGGAAUUUCGUUGUGCGAACUGCCAUCAAUCAUUUCGUUUCAAAGUCUCUUUGAAGUCUCAUAUGAUAAAUUUUCACAUGGAUUUAGAAAAUUCGACGUUGAACGAUAUCGAUCGAUCUCUAAGUUGUAACGAAUGUGGUAAAUUUUUUGCCACGAGAUACAAACUUCAGAGGCACUCGAGAUGUCACACCGGUGAGAGACCGUAUAUUUGCAAUUACUGCAACCGCUCGUUCUCCCAAACUGGAAAUCUCAAGCUGCACGAGGCCAAGUGUCAGCAGAGUCUCGUGAUGUCUUGUCAAAUGCAAAGGGUCGAAGACACUUCGUGCGGUCAAACGAAUAUCCAGACUGAUCGGUCAACCUCACAACUCAAUAAUCCAAAUCUCGAUUAUUCGGAAACCGAAGACGCCUUGAAUUCCGCUCCGUCUUGCUCCGUUGUUCCAUCCGCUUCCGUCGUUCUAGAAACACAGUCAAAUCCACUAAUACAUUUUCAACCGAUGUACAUUACUGAAAGCGAGAUACAAAAAACUAUCAACGAAACGAUCAACUCCACAAACGUCGAUAACGCCUCCAAUUCUUAUCUCAUUAAAUCUUACGAAAAUCCAAUUUACAUUGACAACGAGAUUGAAAAUAUUCUUGAGCGCGAUCUCACCAAUCUCGAGACCAGCAAAUUCACUUCAAGCAACGUCCAAGACAAAUUGUCUCUGUGUCUUAAACAACCGGAAACUCCAGAAUUGUUACACAGUCUCCUUUAUGACGAUUGAAUUUUCAUGAAUUUCGUCGUAAUCAAUGAAAAGUGACUUUUUUCUAUUUAUUUCUAUUUCUGCUCUAGUUCCAAAGGCGACGUUAGAAAUUUUUCAUUAUAACAAGUAAACGUGACCUUUAGCAUACUAUGUAAUUGUAUUUACGAUAGCUGUGAUCACUAGAAAGUAUUAAAUCUCAAUAUUUAUAA
Messenger RNA from Venturia canescens, 1754 nucleotides. RefSeq names its product zinc finger protein 1 homolog. The record is from RefSeq and is a predicted model, not a curated record. Gene Ontology annotation, biological process: regulation of transcription by RNA polymerase II. Gene Ontology annotation, molecular function: zinc ion binding; DNA-binding transcription factor activity; RNA polymerase II cis-regulatory region sequence-specific DNA binding. The coding region runs from base 280 to 1566 and encodes 428 amino acids. Lineage: Eukaryota; Metazoa; Arthropoda; Insecta; Hymenoptera; Ichneumonidae. The transcript is spliced from 4 exons. Gene Ontology annotation, cellular component: nucleus.